Messenger RNA from Salmo salar (Atlantic salmon), 1452 nucleotides. NCBI's taxonomy places the organism in Eukaryota, Metazoa, Chordata, Actinopteri, Salmoniformes, Salmonidae. The record is from RefSeq and is a predicted model, not a curated record.
CCCGCCCUCUGUCUGUCUGUGUUCAGUCGUCGCUGUGUGUGUUGCAUUCUUUGCUGUUUCGCUCGUGUGCACCUCUAUCGACUUAAGUUUGCAUCGAAAUACGUUUUUUUCCAGACACCGAUUGACAUUUCGUGAAAUGACAACUACUAGAGAGGGGACCUGCUGUGCUGAGAUGGCUAUGGUAUGUCUCACAGACUUUGAGGAGUAUGCGAAGGAGCACCUCUCCAAGGCCACAUGGGACUACUACGCAGCCGGAGCAGACGAGUGCUGCAGCAGGGAUGACAAUCUGCUGGCCUACAAACGGAUCCGUCUGCGACCACGGAUUCUACGGGACGUGUCAUUGAGUGACACCAGGACCACGGUGCAGGGCACAGAGAUCAGCUUCCCUGUGGGCAUCGCCCCCACUGCCUUCCACUGCCUGGCCUGGCAUGAGGGAGAGAUGGCCACUGCCAGGGCUACGGAGGCAGUGAACACAUGUUACAUCACCAGUACCUACUCCACCUGCUCUGUGGAGGAGAUCGCAGCUGCAGCGCCUAACGGCUACCGCUGGUUUCAGCUCUAUGUGUACCGGGACAGGAAGCUGUCUGAAUCAAUCAUUCACCGUGUGGAGGCCCUGGGCUACAAGGCCUUGGUCCUCACCGUCGACGUGCCCUACACUGGGAAGCGCCGCAACGAUAUACGCAACCAGUUCAAGCUCCCGCCACACCUCAAGGUCAAGAACUUUGACGGUGUCUUCCAGGAGGCUACAGGUCCUGCGGGUGAGGAGUAUGGGGUCCCUGCUAACACCCUGGACCCCUCCAUCAGCUGGAAGGACGUGUACUGGCUGCAGUCUCUCACCCGCCUGCCCAUCAUCAUCAAAGGCAUCCUGACAAAGGAGGACGCUGAGCUGGCCGUGGAGCAUGGCGUCCAGGGCAUCAUCGUGUCCAACCACGGAGGACGCCAGCUGGACGGAGGGCCCGCCACAAUAGAUGCCCUGUCUGAGAUUGUGGACACAGUGCAGGGGCGGAUCGAGGUAUAUCUGGACGGGGGCGUCCGCACUGGUAGUGACGUGCUGAAGGCUGUAGCUCUGGGAGCCAAGUGUGUGUUCAUCGGCAGGCCUGCCGUGUGGGGCCUCGCCUAUAAGGGUGAAGAGGGGUUGAAGGAGGUACUUCAUAUCCUCAACGAUGAGUUCCGUCUGUCAAUGGCUCUGUCUGGGUGCAGGAACGUGGCUGAGAUCAACAGGAACCUCAUCCAGUUCUCCAAACUGUGACUUGACAGCAGGGGGCGCCAGAACCAGCUUGACGAAUAACGACGAAAGCAAUACAGCGCUAUCCAUUCAAUCAAUAGAACUUCCAAUUAAACCAGAAUUUGGGACAACAAAAUGAAACCUCUCAUGUGAAUCAUAAUGAACUGAAACUGAAUCUGACAUCAAUCAAAUAAAUCCUGAAAUCAUAAUAAAUCUGAAUAGUUUUA